Messenger RNA from Sitophilus oryzae (rice weevil), 4878 nucleotides. RefSeq names its product multidrug resistance-associated protein 1-like. The record is from RefSeq and is a predicted model, not a curated record. The transcript is spliced from 18 exons. Bases 186 to 4721 code for a protein of 1511 amino acids. Gene Ontology annotation, biological process: transmembrane transport. Gene Ontology annotation, cellular component: membrane. Lineage: Eukaryota; Metazoa; Arthropoda; Insecta; Coleoptera; Curculionidae. Gene Ontology annotation, molecular function: ABC-type transporter activity; ATP binding; ATP hydrolysis activity.
GGUAGUGGAAUGAGUGCCGCCUGGGAAUCAUUGUCAAGUGGAAUUUAUUUUGUUGUCGAACGUGGGCAACGCAACACUUCAGUGCAUUAAUAUACAUCGAUAAAUCAGAUACGACAUAAAGCUUGGUCAAUUGCUACUGCAGGUUGUUUAACGGGAACAUUACAAAAUAGAAUUGCAAUUUUGAAAUGAACCAAUCAAUUGAAGCGUUGGAUACAUUUUGUGGCACACCGUUCUGGAAUGCAUCUUUAACAUGGAAUACUACUAAUCCCGAUUUUACGAUAUGUUUUGAAAAAACAGCCUUAGUAUUUAUACCUGUUGGAUUUUUUUGGACGUUUUUGCCUCUGGAGAUUAUAUUUCUAAAAAGAAGUCAGUACAGAGAUAUAGGACGGAACUGGAGAUAUUUAUUAAAACGACUCAUACUCUUCGUCCUAGUUUUAAUCUGUAUAUGUGACUUUUUUUCAAAUGCGCCUGCAAAUAUUCCUCUGCAAAAAGUUAAUAUUUUCAUGCCCAUUGUGAAGCUAAUAACAUUUGCUACUUGUGGUGUUUUGGCACACAAAAAUACUAGAAAUGGCUACCGAGGAUCAGGACAUCAAUUUUUAUUUUGGCUACUUUGCACCAUAUGCGGCAUUCCUCAGUUUAGAUCUGAGCUGCAAAGAGUAUCUGGCGAAUUUAUAUCCGAAAAUGUAUUUUCUGAUAUCACUUAUUUAUUAUACUUUCCACUGGUUUGCUGCAUGUUAAUACUGAAUAGUAUCAGUGAAGGUGUACCUCGAAUAAUGCUGAAGAAACAAAAAGAAAGUCCCAUUAAAGAGUAUGGCUUUUUAGGAAAACUCUUAUAUAUCGCCUAUGGUAGCAUACUUUAUAAAGGCUUUCGUAAACCUUUAGAGUUCGAAGAUACAUGGUAUUUGGAUUAUGAAAAUAGAGCUGAGAAUAUCGUUCCACUAUUUGAAAAUGAAUUUAAAAGACGGCAAGAAUAUAACACAAAAAAAAAUUCAGAAUUCUCCAAAAAAAGACAUGCAAAAAAUGCCAAUAUAGUGUCAGCCCUUUCAGUGUUAUUUGCCUGUUUCUAUCCUGCUUUUCUUAUCGGGAUUCUCUGUAGACUAGUUGGAGAAUUCAUUUUGUUUAUUAACCCUCAAAUAUUAAGGUUGCUGAUAUCGUUUAUUGGAUCUGACGAGCCCAUGUGGAAAGGAUACCUUUAUGCCAUUUCUAUGUUCAUAUUCGGAUCCACUCAUACCUUGAUCAACAACACUCACAUGUAUAAUCUGUGGCUUUUCAGUAUACGUUCACAGACAGCUAUCAGGUCCGCUAUAUACAGAAAAGCUCUAAGAAUUUCAAACGCUACAAAAAAAGACAAAACUGUGGGAGAAAUUGUUAAUAUAAUGGCCGUAGAUGCAAACAGGUUUCAAGAUUUUUCCUUACACGUUCCUGCAUUAUUGUCCGCUCCUCUUCAAUUAGCACUAUCACUGUACUUUUUAUGGCAAGAAGUGGGUCCAUCGAUCCUAGCAGGUUUUGCCGUGAUGAUCCUAUUGAUUCCACUAAACGUUUUUAUUGUAAGGCAAUCAAAGAAGUUGCAGGUUAAACAGAUGAAGGAUAAAGACGAAAGAGUGAAGAUGAUGAACGAAGUCCUGAACGGAAUCAAAGUACUAAAACUCUACGCGUGGGAACCAAGUUUCGAAAGGAUUGUUGAAAAAAUUCGAGUUAAAGAGAUCAAAACAAUAUUGCUAAUGAAUUACUUAAAUGCAGUUGCCCAGUUUGUCUGGAAUAUGGCUCCAUUUUUAGUUUCGUUUGUCACAUUCGCAACCUAUGUACUAAUUGACGAAAAUAAUGUAUUAGAUGCACCAAAAGUUUUCGUCUCUUUGUCAUUGUUGAAUAUAUUAAGAGCACCGUUGAAUCAAAUUCCCACUGUGAUGAGUACCUUGGUGCAAACCGCAGUAGCAUUAAAAAGAAUAAACGCUUUUUUGAAUGCGGACGAAUUAGAUCCGUAUAUCGAACAUGACAGGACAGAAGGUGCUCCAAUAGUAGUGGAAAAUGGUACUUUCAGUUGGGGAGAGAAACCUAUUCUUAAAAACAUACAUUUCAGAAUCCCGAACCGUUCCCUUACAGCUAUCGUAGGGCCGGUAGGAUGCGGAAAGAGCUCUUUGAUUAGCGUUCUUUUGGGUGAAAUGGAUAAAGAGUCUGGUAGGGUUAACUUGUACGGCGAUAUUGCUUACGUACCGCAAUUGGCUUGGAUCCAAAACGGAACGGUAAAGGAGAACAUCAUUUUUGGUUCGGAAUUUGAUAAAAGAAGGUACAAAAAAGUUAUCGAAGCAUGCGCUCUGGAACCCGACUUCGAAAUGCUCGCUGAUGGAGAUCUUACUGAAAUAGGUGAGAAAGGUAUUAAUCUGUCUGGAGGUCAGAAACAACGAAUAAGUUUAGCCAGAGCGGUGUAUAAUGACGCUGACAUUUACUUGCUGGACGAUCCAUUGAGCGCAGUGGACUCACAUGUAGGAAAGCACAUUUUCGAGCAAGUCUUAAGUUCAACGGGUUUGCUGAAGAAUAAGGUUAGAGUUUUAGUAACGCACGGUAUAACAUAUUUGCCCAAAACCGACCGAGUUCUUGUCAUGAAAGAUGGAAGGAUAACUGAGAGCGGAAGUUACAAAGAGUUGUUAUCAAAAGGGGGAGCCUUUGCCGAGUUUCUUAUGCAACACAUCAGCGAAGAAAAUGUAGACGAGUCAGAACUGGAUGAAAUCGAAGAACAACUUGAAGAAACACCUAUCGCUAUGGAAAUAAAACGAAAAAUAUCCAGGCAAAGGUCUCAUCUUUCCGAAUGUUCCGACACUAUACAAAAUAGCCUUAGUAGUUUAUCGAUGUCACGAGAAAGCUUAAGGCUUCGUAGAAGUUCGUCGAAAAAACGGCACAGCGACACUUCAAAGCUGUCAUUUCACAAAUUCAAUCAAACCGAGAAAGGCAAAUUAAUCGAAAUCGAAAAUGCGGAAACAGGCAACGUCAAAAUGGCCGUGUACAAAUAUUACCUAUCGGCAGUUAGUCCAAUAUUGAUUACGUUCACCGUAUUGUGUUACUGUGGAUUUCAAGGGUUUGGAAUUGCUUCCAAUACUUGGCUGGGAUUCUGGGCUGAAGACACCGAUGUGAUGGUCGAUGGAAAAGUCAAUACGGGAUUGAGAAACAUGUAUCUGGGAAUUUACGGGGCACUCGGAAUAAUACAAGGAAUUUGCAUAUUAGUAGCAGAUACAGUAUUCGCCAAAGGUACCACCAAUGCUGCCACCAAACUACAUGGAAAAUUGGUGAAUGCUGUUAUGCAUUUGCCGAUGCAGUUCUUUGACAUAACACCCUGUGGAAGAAUAUUAGCUAGAUUUUCUAGCGACGUUGUUGGCGUAGAUCAAAGACUACCAAGCAAUUUCAAUAAUUUUUUCGGGCACACUGUAAAGGUAUUAGGAUCAAUCGCUAUAAUUUGUUACACAACUCCAAUAUUCACAGCAGUACUAGUUCCUAUAGGAGUUAUAUAUGUCUUUAUAGAAAGGUAUUUUGUUGCUACAUCUAGACAAAUUAAACGAUUAGAAUCGGUAACCAGGUCUCCAGUAUAUUCUCAUUUUGGAGAGACUCUCUCUGGCACUACCGUUAUCAGAGCGUACCGCAGUGAAGAUAGAUUCAUAGAGGAAUCAGAUCAUCGUGUUGAUAACAGUCAAAGAUGUCUAUUUCUUACCGUCUAUGGGUAUAGAUGGUUGGGGAUACGCUUGGAAACGAUUGGAAAUAUUAUUAUUUUAACGUCAGCAAUAUUUUCCAUUUUAAGCAAGGAUAUCAAUCCUGCCAUGGUCGGUUUGUCUGUCAGUUAUGCACUACAGAUAACUAAUAACUUGAAUAUGUUGAUUCGAACAGUGGCCGAGGUUGAAUCAAAUAUUGUGAGCGUCGAACGUAUCAAGGAAUACACCGAGAAGACACAGGAAAAACCUUGGGAAAUAUCAGAGAGGAAACCGAACCAGUUGUGGCCAGACACUGGAAACGUGCAGUUCAAAGACUAUUGCGUCAGGUAUCGAGCUGGUCUCGAUCUAGUGUUGAAAGGAAUAAGUUUCAAUGUACAAGGCGGCGAAAAAAUUGGAAUUGUUGGAAGGACCGGAGCUGGCAAAAGUAGCUUAACGUUAUCAUUAUUCAGAAUUAUUGAAGCUGCGGAGGGAAAAAUUAUCAUAGACGGCAUUAAUAUAUCUGAAAUAGGGCUUCACGAUUUGAGAUCGAAGUUAACAAUUAUCCCUCAAGACUCUAUCCUAUUUUCUGGAUCGUUAAGAUUGAAUUUGGAUCCGUUCGAUAUGUACAGCGAUGCAGAAGUUUGGAAGGCUCUUGAGUUGGCGCAUCUGAAAGAUUUUAUUAAUGGUUUACCUUCUGGAUUGUACCAUAAAGUUUCCGAGGGCGGCGAAAACUUAUCCGCAGGUCAACGCCAACUGCUUUGUCUAGCUAGAGCACUUUUGAGGAAAACCAAAAUACUAAUUCUGGACGAAGCUACAGCAGCUGUUGACUUAGAAACCGACGAUCUUAUACAGAAAACCAUCCGUACAGAGUUCGCCGAUUGUACUGUGAUCACUAUAGCGCACAGACUGAACACUAUCGUAGAUUCCAACCGCGUGUUGGUGCUAGAUAAAGGCAAAAUUGCAGAAUUUGAGGCUCCGCAAAUUUUGCUACAAAAUAAAGAAUCGAUUUUCUACGGUAUGUGCAAAGAUGCUGGAUUGGUUAUCUAGCCUACAGACAGAAAAGUAGUGUUAGUGAUAAGUGAUGCUUCAAGACAGUUUCGAGAUUGAGAUUUUAACUCGAUAUGGUAUUAUAAACAAUAAAUGAUAAUAAUAAUUUACUUUUGUAUACCGUUAGUUUCUUUCAUUAUAUUUUUUGCAUUGUUAA